AUGGCCGCCACCGCCGACGCUGUCAAGCAGCAAUCGAUCCUGCCCACUCUGAUCCCCCACCUCGACCGCCAUCUCGUCUUCCCUCUGCUGCAAUUCCUCGAGGACCAGGAAGAUGUCGACGAGCCUUCGCUCGAGCACACCAAGCUCAAGUUUGAGCUGCUCAAGCACACCAACAUGACCGACUUUGUCGGCGACCUGUUCGCCAAGAUCAACAACCUGGACGAGCGCCCGGAGGAGUACGUUCAAAAGCGCGACGAGGUUCUCAAGAAGCGCGAGCAGCUGCAGGACGAGUGCUCCAAGAUCCAGGACCUGCUGGCCGAUACCGAAGUCAUCAACAACCUGCGCUCCGACAAGGUCCAGAACUUGAACUACCUCAAGGAGAACCACGGCGUGACCGACCAGAUGGUCGACGCUUUGUACGAGUUUGGCCAGUUCCAGUACAGCUGCGGUGAUUACAACAGCGCCUCUGAGCUGCUUUACCAGUUCCGCAUUCUUAGCACCGACAACGACAAGGUCUCGGCAGCAACAUGGGGUAAACUCGCCUCGGACAUUCUUACCACCAACUGGGAGUCCGCCAUGGAGGAGGUGCAAAAGGUCCGCGAGAACAUCGACACACGCCUGUUCAGCAACCCUUUGGCCCAACUCGAGCACCGUAGCUGGUUGAUUCACUGGUCGCUCUUCCCCUUCUUCAACUACGAGCCCGCCCGCGACCAGCUCACCGACCUCUUCUUCUCCCCCACAUACAUCAACACCAUCCAGACCGCCUGCCCCUGGAUUCUGCGCUACCUCGCUGCUGCUGUCAUCACCAACCGCAACCGCCCCGCUGGUAAGAACGGCCAGAACUCGUACCAGAAGCAGCUCAAGGACUUGAUCCGCAUCGUCAGACAAGAGACCUACGAGUACAGCGACCCCGUCUGCGAGUUCGUCAAGGCUCUCUACGUCGACUUUGACUUUGAGGAGGCCCAGAAGAAGCUCGGCGAGGCCGACGAGAUCCUGCGCAGCGACUUCUUCCUUGUCGCUACCAGCGAAGCUUUCAAGGAUGCCGCCAGACAUCUCAUUUCAGAGUCAUACUGCAAGAUUCACCAGAGAAUAGACAUCAAGGACCUUUCCAAACGUCUUGGCUUGUCCGAGGAUGAGGGUGAGAAGUGGAUCGUCAACCUGAUCCGUGACACUCGUGUCGACGCAAAGAUUGACUACAAGGAGGGCACCGUCGUUAUGAACCACCCACCACAGUCAGUGUACCAACAGGUCAUUGAGAGAACCAAGGGCGGUUUCUUCCGCACUCAGGUCCUGAGCGCUGCCGUUGCCAGGUAA
Messenger RNA from Aureobasidium uvarum, 1314 nucleotides. The record is from the annotation of a GenBank genome assembly. NCBI's taxonomy places the organism in Eukaryota, Fungi, Ascomycota, Dothideomycetes, Dothideales, Saccotheciaceae.